UAAGUCUGAAUCCAGUUUUAAAACCAUCACCUUAUUGUUUGUGUGCCUAAAACGAUUUCAAGAUGAAUACAAUAUUUUUAGUCCAUGUUUUUGUACGGUGGCCAACUUUUUCGUCAGUAAACAAAUAAAAACGACCUUAUGGAUUCAUUUUUGAGCCUGUUUGAUCCGUCCUGCGACGACAACAGCGAUGAUGACACCGAUCUCGUCGAAAAUUCUCUUCCGCCAGAACCCCAACAUGGUAACAUCGAGUACAAGCUGAAAAUUAUUAAUCCGUCUAAGCAGAGAUUUGAACAUUUAGUUACGCAGAUGAAAUGGCGUUUACGAGAGGGCCAAGGCGAAGCGAUUUACGAGAUUGGUGUAGAAGAUAAUGGAGUGUUAACAGGAUUAUCAGAUAGAGAUAUGUUGGACAGUUUGAGUACCUUAAAAGAGAUGGCUUAUAAACUGGGUGCAACGACGACGAUUUUGCGUGAACGGACGUUGGAUAACGGGAGGAUUGCGACAGAGGUUUUGGUCCGUAAAGUCCCUGAUGACCAGAAUAACAUUGAAAUACGAGUAGCCGUUUUGGGCAAUGCCGAUGCCGGCAAAUCUACGUUAUUGGGUGUCUUAACGCAAGGAAAUUUAGACAAUGGACGUGGUAGGGCGAGAUUAAACAUGUUCAGGCAUCUACAUGAAAUACAAAGUGGACGAACUUCAUCAAUUUCUCAUGAAAUCUUGGGAUUUAAUUCACAGGGUGAACCAGUAAAUUAUAGUUAUAGCGAACUAAUGACAGCAGAAGAAAUUUGCGACAUUUCAACAAAACUAGUUACAUUCUUAGACUUGGCAGGACAUAGAAAAUAUAUUCAUACGACAAUUCAGGGAUUAUCGGGAUAUUCUCCACAUCAUGCUAUGCUAGUGAUUUCAAGUGCAGCAGGAGCAGUAGGAAUGACUCACGAACAUCUAACAAUAGCUGUGGCUUUAGACGUCCCCUUCUUUAUAGUAAUAACAAAGAUCGAUUUGGUGGAACCAACAAAAACGUUGCAAACGUUAGAAUCAAUUUUAAAACAAGCUGGAAGUCGGCGAGUCCCACUCGUGAUCCAAAAUUUGGAUGAUGUGAUCACGGCGGGGGCGAACCAAUUAACACAAAACAUAGUACCUAUUUUUUGUGUUUCAAGCGUUACGGGGGAAGGAUUAGAUUUGUUGUUGAAGUUUUUGCAUGUUCUUCCACCGGGGGUCUCGAAUAACGAACGAGAACGGCUCGAGCAACAAACCCCAGAAUUUCAAAUUGACGAGAAUUUCCGAGUGUCUGAUGUUGGACAAGUUUUGGGGGGACUUUUGGUUAAAGGUACAUUAAAUGAGGGGACUCCAAUGCAAUUGGGGCCAUUAAAAAAUGGAAAUUUUGUUCCGGUUAAUAUUAAAAGUAUUCAUCGAAAUCGAUUUCCGUGUAGGAGCGUUCGAGCGGGGCAAAGCGCCGCUGUUAGUUUGGAUGUUGAAGUACCAGAUUUGAGAAAUGGGAUGGUUUUAUUAAGCCGUGGUGAACCUGCGAUGGGUUGCAAAUAUUUUCAAGCAAGCGUUUCGCUGCUAUAUCAUCGCACAGCGAUCUUUCAAGGUUUCCAAGCAACGGUACAUAUCGGCAAUAUUCGACAAACGGCGGUUAUUUUCGCUAUAUUUCCGUCGAAAUGUAUUCGGGUGAACGAAAAAGCUUCAGUUAUAUUUGCUUUCAUGAAUCACCCGGAAUAUGUAAAAGUAGGGCAAAGGUUGUUGUUCCGAAGCGGGAGUUCUAAAGGAAAAGGUGAAGUAACUCAAGUCUUUCCGUUACAUUAAUGCGUCUUUAUUUCUAUUUUUUUUGGAUUAAUUGUUUUGAGUACCUGAGUUGUGAUUACAGAAAAAUAUAUUAAAAAUUAAUAAAUUAACUUAAUUAACACGACAAAUCGAUAACGAUCUCAGAAAUAAAUCACUUAUUAGAUGAACUUGUAUGCAAUAUAGCAAUUAGUUGAACAAAAAGAAAUCACUAAAUAAACUAAUCUAAUGAAAUAAUUCUAAUGAAGGAAGCACAAAAAAUUCAGAAUAUUUUUAAAGGACAGUAUUACGCCGAGAACUUCAUACCCUCCAUAGAAAUUAGCGUGUAAGGAUACUGGCUGUGGAGUAAACGUCUAUUUUAGGAGAGUUUUAUUUUAAAUUUUGAUUUUUUAUUUUAACAAGUCUUUUUGGGGGGGUAAGGAGCUCUUUGGGCGAGAGUUUUGCUGUGGAUCUUUGUAAAAAAUAAAAGUAGAAAUAUUGAGGUAACAUAUUUAUUGUAAUGUUGAUUAAAAAAAAUAAAUGUU
This is a messenger RNA of Onthophagus taurus, 2300 nucleotides long. Its product is annotated as GTP-binding protein 2. Lineage: Eukaryota; Metazoa; Arthropoda; Insecta; Coleoptera; Scarabaeidae. Gene Ontology annotation, molecular function: GTPase activity; translation elongation factor activity; GTP binding. The record is from RefSeq and is a predicted model, not a curated record. Gene Ontology annotation, biological process: translational elongation.